CAUGCGAGCGCAUGUCAAUCACCGCAGCUCAUGUGAUAACUCCAGCGGAUGACGUGCCAGCCAUAUGGUCUGGCAUCAGAGUUGGUACCCCCUCUGCCUGCGCGAAGCGUGCCACUUCCCUCCUCCUUUUGGAUAAGACACUGAAGGAGACGGGGUGGACCUCAAGGAGUCUGUGCCUCUCUUUUUUUCCUCUCUCUCUCUCUCUCUCUCUCUCUCUCUCUCUCUCUCUUCUUCCUCCCCUCUAAUUUUCUCUCCCCCCCCCCUUACUCCCAAAAGAUGCGGGGUCCGAGGACUUGAAGAUUCCUCCGCUCAGCUUUGGAGCCACCAUGUUGACGCGACUCUUCAGCGAGCCCAGCCUGAUCCCAGAAGUUCAGAAAUUCUCCAGCUGGGCUGACGACUGCGACGACGACGACGACGACGACGACGAGGCCAGCGAUAAAGAUGAGCGGAAGGGCCCCCUCCAGGACGAGCAGACCGACGGGGAGGCCAAAGACGACCACGACUUAGGGGGCGAGGAGGAGGAGGAAGAGGAAGAAGAAGAAGGGGUCGAGGAGGCGGAAGGGGAUCGCCCCAAGAAACGGGGCCCCAAAAAGAGGAAGAUGACCAAGGCCCGGCUGGAGCGCUCCAAGUUGAGGCGCCAAAAGGCCAACGCCCGCGAGAGGAACCGCAUGCAUGACCUGAACGCCGCCUUGGACAACCUUCGCAAGGUGGUGCCUUGUUACUCCAAGACUCAGAAGCUGUCUAAGAUCGAGACGCUGAGGCUGGCCAAGAACUACAUCUGGGCCCUGUCGGAGAUCUUGCGCUCGGGCAAGAGGCCGGACUUGGUGUCCUACGUGCAGACUUUGUGCAAAGGCUUGUCGCAGCCCACCACCAACUUGGUGGCAGGCUGCCUGCAGCUCAACUCGAGGAAUUUCCUGACCGAGCAAGGCCAGGAGGCCGGCAGGUACCACGGGCCCAACUCCACCUUUGCCAUGCACCCUUACACGUACCAGUGCUCGCGGCUCUCCGGCGCGCAGUGCGCUUCCAGCACCAUGGCUAGCUCCCACGCCCUGCGGACGCACGCCUACUGCGCCACCUACGAGUCGCUCUAUGGGAACGCGUCGCCAGACUACAAUAGCUCGGAAUACGAUGGGCCCCUGAGCCCUCCUUUGUGCGUGAACGGGAAUUUCUCCCUCAAGCAAGACUCUUCCCCAGACCACGAGAAAAACUACCACUAUUCUAUGCACUACUCCGCCCUCCCGAGUUCUCGCCCGUCCGGCCACAAUUUGGUGUUCGGGUCUUCUGGGAUGCGCAGCAGCGUCCACUCGGAGAACGUUUUGCCUUAUGAGAUGCACCUCCACCACGACAGAGGUCCCAUGUACGAGGAGCUCAAUGCUUUUUUCCAUAAUUAACGACUCCUCCCGCCUUUGGGCUCCCCUUCUGGUUCCACGCCUAACCAGGGCCACCUGUAGAUCCCCAGUGGGUUGCAUUUGCGAAAGGGAUAGACGUGUGUGUGGUUCUGUGCGCGCGUGUGGGCGAUUUUAUUGGGGGGGGGGGGGCAACGGUCCUUGGCCUUCUCAAAACCCCUACUCGCCUCUUCCCGAGAGCUGCAACUUUUCAUUCAACUGUGAGCCACUUUUCCCCGCAG
Molecule: messenger RNA, 1627 nt
Organism: Lacerta agilis (Sand lizard)
Lineage: Eukaryota; Metazoa; Chordata; Lepidosauria; Squamata; Lacertidae
Gene: NEUROD2
Product: neuronal differentiation 2
Exons: 2
Coding region: 327-1391 (354 amino acids)
Biological process (GO): nervous system development; regulation of DNA-templated transcription
Molecular function (GO): protein dimerization activity
Source: RefSeq, a predicted model, not a curated record